UUGAUCUUUAACGCAAUUCCGGAUAGACAGUAUUUAUAGUACGGAACCAUUAUCUGCGGCAAAAUCGACUAUCGGUCAGCCCACGAUAUCUCGCAAUAAUUUUUGGAAUCUGUAUAUUAAAUGCCGUGUUAGCACCAUAGUAGCGUACGUAAUCGGGCGGGAAGAAGGUAGUUUUUUGUGUCUAUCGCCGCAGUGCCCCUAAAAAUACUGCUAAUCUAUUGGGAUUGAUGUUGAUUGGUGGAGGUUGUCGCUAUAGCAAAGUAGUUGUUGUGGUUUCACGUCUACGUCGUGCCCCACAUAAUCACUUUGAAUGGAAAGUUGUGUUUAAGGCAUUAAUUCUUCAGGCUACUUACAGAUCUAUCGUCCGGGUCAACAGAACGACAAUAUCGUUCUUUGGUAACAUCAUAUUACAGAAGUUGGAUACGGCAAAACUUAACUCAUGACAGUAGCUGUAGAAGUGCUUCCGGAUUGAGACCUAGAAAGAGGCAAAAUUAUUAUGUCUGCUCAGGGCAAAACAAGGCGCGGAACAUCUGUUGUUCUCAUUGUGUGUUGAAAUAAAAAAAAAAAAACAACAAGAGCUACGUGUUGUGAAAUGUAAACAGAAUACAGUUACCUCUAGAGUGUCCAUAGUGUUCAGGUUUGCUUGGUACAGGUCGGUUGUCGUACAGAGAUUUCGCGCCCCCCGGCGUUACCCCUAACACGGCCACAUGAUAGCAGUUGUGGAUUAAUAAUACGAAACAAACUGCUACACCAAUGACAAGGGAUCGCCUAUCGGUGGUGUUGUUGUGUAAUCAUUAAGUGUGUUAUGCUUAUCGUUAGUUUCAUUGUUGUUGUUGUUGUUGUUAUGUUGUGGCAUAGCAAGGGAUCAUACAGCACGGAUUGCCAUAGCUGCAUCUGCCGCUAACCCCUACCCCUCACCGUGAACAGAAAAGGAGACGAAAAAUAGCUAAAACAGCGAAACAGUGCAUUUAGGAUACUAGCGCAAAACUAAACGCACCCUGACCACCAGCUAUAACAGAGAUCAGUCGCGUCUCUCUACCCCUUUUGAAUCGCUAACGCGUUACCCAACGAUGUACCUAUGUCGAGUACAUCGAUAAUCGUUGGCGAUUUACUGAGGGCAGCCCCCAGGUUGCAACUGCAGUGGUCGAGACACCCCGCGACCGGAUUGUUGCGUCACAGCGGCAACGCCACAAGGGGAACUCCAGUAGCGGCUGUAGACAUUGGUUGUCGACGGACGACAAGGUAAUAAGUAAGUAACUGUCCAGUCGAACAAAAUCUCGGAUCAACGAGUUAAGGCUCGACGAUUACGGAAAGUGAAGAACACGACCCCUGAGAAGAUGAUGGCGUUCGACCCAGUUCUGCUGAAGAUCUGGCUAUUGGUGACUUUAUUGACAAUGGUGCACGCCCACUUCGGUCAGCGACAUCCGGGCCGACGAUAUUUCUCAGACCCAGGUAGAUCGAGCCUACCAGAGGGAGCAGUCAUAUCUUUAGAGCGGUCAAAGAACACCUUAAACGCAGAUACCACGUCGGCCUCCAUCCCAGCCGUUGCAGCGGCAUCGGUCACAACAGUUAACCCAGACCUCGCCGCACAUAAUCCUCACGCAUCUCCUCCAAGCAUCGACCGAAGACUCACCCCCGCCAAUGCUACGGGCCAGCUAGGUUCUACCGUUUAUCUACAUUGUUACGUGCAUAAUAUUGGACAGAAAACGGUAACAUGGCUUCGGCGUUCGGACUACCAUAUAUUGACGGUCGGUAUGGUUACCUACACAAGUGACGAACGCUUCUCCGCGGUGCGUCGAGAUCGACCAGUCUCCCAUUCACAACAGCAGCAACGCCGGUUGUCAGAGCAGCAGCACAAGCCUGCCUCAUCUCCUGCCAGGACACACAUGCUGAACUCAGUGACGCCAAAAUUGUCGCGCAAUGAGUCUGGCAGCGCUGAUGUUGGCCCCAAGCCAGCGUUUUCGCAAUCCGUUCCGGCGUCCGAAGACUGGAUGUUGCAAAUCCGCGGCCUCCAGGAAGCCGACGCUGGCGAGUACGAAUGCCAAGUUAACACGCAGCACCCUAUGCUCAGCGCCUAUGUAACGCUCAAUGUUUUAUCACCGCAUGCCUCGAUAGCUGAAGGCAACGAGCUGUCCGUGGUCAGCGGAAGCAUAGUCAGUCUGACGUGUGUCAUCCAAGAUUGUCCCUAUCCGCCGUCGCAUGUAUUCUGGUAUCAUGGCAAACGUGUCAUCAACUAUGAUAGACACUCCCGCAUCAAUAUCACGAGUUUAUUAGACGUAUCACCACAGCAGUUGUUGACGCCGACGCAACGUGACGAAUCAAGCGAUAUCAGUCGAGUUGUGUCAAGGCUGAUAAUUUCCGAUGUGACAGAGCAGCAUUCUGGCAGGUAUACGUGUGCCCCGGUUCACGCGACGCCGGCAACCGUCCACGUGCAUGUUCUUCAUGCUGAAGAGCAAAUGUCUCGACAGUCUUCCUCUGGUGCAUCGAGAAUAUCGACGUGGAAUACCUUCCUAACACUUCAAACUCUCGGACCCGUGCUUGCUUUCCAAAUGGCCUUUUUACUUGUUAUCGUUCGGACUACGUGACAACACCUUAACCUUAAAUGGGUGUCCUUCCAUUCGUUUUACAAUGUUGGUUUUCAGAUACCUUCUACAAAGGAUGAGGCUUCAUCUUCAUGCACAAAAGAAGCCCAAAGUGGUUGCGUGCCGUGCGUUGUCUUAGAUGUUCCACCCCUAUGUGGAGACAUUCAUCAGAGUCCACUGGAUAGGAUGCAGCGGGAAGAGUCCAGCUAUCGUCAAUUCAACCCAACAGGGUUCGAGGUCGAUUCGCUGCCAUUGAGAGAUAUGUCCCCGACGAGCGUCGUAGGAUCAAUUCUAUACGAUCAGCAGAGCUUACACGGAUCGACGAAGCUACGAAGGACUCUCCCUAGAACCCACAUGACAGCUUCUAUGAGCACCCCCGCUGCUUCCGCCAUGCCUAUGGACUCCCUAGUGGCUACCAGCCAUAUUCCUCUGUACGAGCGAGUAUUGAAUCCUUCUGCCCUCGCAGGCACUGGCCACCUCUCGCAACACCAGCAUAGCGUACAGAUACAGUCAGAGUCCGAUUUUCUUUGAAUUGUGCUGUGACAAUGUGGGGAGAAUAAACUCUGGGAAGAAAUAUGGGGAGAAAGAACUCUAUAAUGAAAAAAAAUAAAAGAUGAAGGUGUGAUCAAAAUUAGGACAGCACUCGAACAACAACACCAACUAUCCGUCUAAAUAGGGCAGCAAUAAUAAGGCACAGGUAUGAGGAGCACAAUUUGGGAUUUAUAUUUUUCGGGCGAGUCCACCACUGCUAGAGGUUUUUCACAGGACUCCGGCUUCAAGGUGUCUUCACCACCCAUGUACGAUGACCACAUGUAUC
Molecule: messenger RNA, 3399 nt
Organism: Varroa destructor (honeybee mite)
Lineage: Eukaryota; Metazoa; Arthropoda; Arachnida; Mesostigmata; Varroidae
Biological process (GO): synapse organization
Cellular component (GO): neuron projection membrane
Source: RefSeq, a predicted model, not a curated record